CCUAAUAAUGCUUUAGGAAUGGAAUCGUGUGUUAUAAUAAUGACAAAUGGAUACUGGGGGGAUAGAGCAUGUACAGAACUGAGACCCUUUAUAUGCUACAAUGCUCAAUUCAGUGGUGCUGCCAGGUUCAUUGGCAUCAGUAGUAAGGUGACCUGGCCUGCAGCUCAGGCUUACUGUCGAACAUAUCACACAGACUUGGCCAGCUCUCUCAACAACAUUGACAACAACAUGAUAUGGCAGGUGAGGGAUAUCCAGGGUGAUUCGUGGUUUGGACUAUACAGAGACACAUGGAAGUGGUCAGAUGGGACCAAUGCUUUAAACACACCAUGGGCUUCUGGACAACCUGAUAAUUAUGGAGGAAAUGAGAACUGUGCAGUGGUUUAUAAUGGAAACUUCUAUGAUACAUCCUGCAGCACCCAGUUCUAUUUCUUUUGUCACACCAUUCCACCAGUAAGACAACGCCAGAUUGUGAGGCUGCAGGUAAAGUCUGAUGGCAGUGUGUUUGAUUCUGCUGCUCAGUCCUCCAUUUUAGAGCAGAUUAAGCUGAAUCUGAAGGGAAAGGGCAUUUCAGACAACACCACAGUGACCUGGAGGGUGCAGACAGAUGGGAUCAUCUUCUACAAAAAAAACAAAGAUGACCUGUAAUGCCUACAUGCUAGUCUUCAAGUCAAGUAGAGCACAAAGUGAAAUAUCUAUCUAUCUAUCUAUCUAUCUAUCUAUCUAUCUAUCUAUCUAUCUAUCUAUCUAUCUAUCUAUCUAUCUUUAUGUCUCAACUGUGAAACAAGAUACUUUCUCUUAGUGACAUUUACACCAGUGAAAUUGAAUGCUGGUGUCAGGUGACACGUCUCCCAUGGAAAGCAGCGGUCUGUGUUUUUGUAGCUGUAGAGUCCAACAUGAAGACUUUUCUCAAAUGUAAAUACAACACUGGAGAACAUGGCUACUUUUUAUUUGUCAAGAAAAUGUAUUCAAAUAGUCCCACAAUAGACUUCUAGCAUUUCUGGGUUUUGUACAGAUGUAGAUCUUCUUUUACAAUUACUCUGUAGUUGCUUUGUAGAUUUAUCAUAUAUUUUUUUUAUUAGGACACAUACAACAGUUAUUAUAAUAUUGUGUAUGCUGGAUGUUGUAUUUUAUUAUUGACACGUGUAGAUUCCAAAUAAAGUGGAUUUAAAUGAUCUAAGUAGAAGGUAAAACACUUUGUACAGUGAAACCAUCCAGUUAGUUGUGAAGCAUUUUUUGCUGAAUCUUAGAAAACGUGUUUUUCCGUAUGUUUUCCAUACGCUUCCAUUUCAAACUAAACACUGUUCCAUUAUUUGACCAUUUGAACAUUCCCUUAAA
This is a messenger RNA of Silurus meridionalis, 1335 nucleotides long. Its product is annotated as hepatic lectin-like. The transcript is spliced from 4 exons. The coding region runs from base 19 to 645 and encodes 208 amino acids. NCBI's taxonomy places the organism in Eukaryota, Metazoa, Chordata, Actinopteri, Siluriformes, Siluridae. The record is from RefSeq and is a predicted model, not a curated record.